Messenger RNA from Xenopus tropicalis (tropical clawed frog), 2462 nucleotides. RefSeq names its product retinol dehydrogenase 5 (gene rdh5). NCBI's taxonomy places the organism in Eukaryota, Metazoa, Chordata, Amphibia, Anura, Pipidae. The transcript has 8 exons. The coding region runs from base 947 to 1906 and encodes 319 amino acids. The record is from RefSeq and is a predicted model, not a curated record.
UAUAAGGCAGACCUGUCAGAUUAGAUUCCUUCCUUCUGUUGCAGGAACACAUAUGUAGAGCAUAGCCGUGUUUAUCCUUUCCCAAAUACUUCACGUUCUCAGGAUUAUCUCAUUGCACUUGGCAAAAUGUUAACAGCUUUUUCUCGGCUUGUUUUAAAUCACAGUGGAGAUCGUGUCAUUGGAGACAUUAGGCUGCGGCACUGAUUGUCUUAUGACUCCCUUAUAAUAAACAGAUCCAUUGGUUGUCCCAAAGAUGUGUAAUCAUCAGCAGGCAUGUAGGCCUUACAUAGCACAGCCAUGUGGAAUCAUGCACUGACUGAUCCACUUAAAACUCUUCCCCCUUUCCAAAAAGAAAUGUUUCAGGGGCAAAAAUCAAGAUUUUCCCAGCACAGCAGGGACCUGUGGAAAGGAUACUCACAGGGUUCUGAGAGGCUCUAACUAGUCUCUCUUGGUUCAGACUUUUUGGUGGAUGGACAGGUUGUACCACUUUGGAAAGUAACAGGACACUUCUAAAUUGUAUUGGUGUGCAACCCUCAUUCUUUCCUGCCUGUUACUGGGUAGUGACACUAGAGAAACCAUUAAAGGAACAAGCUAUGCUAAAAAUGAAGUCAUUACUCUUGACAUAAUACUUGUACCUGUACAUUUGAAAAAUGGUUUCUUUGAAGCAGAAGUCCUGGUAUGUAUAGUAAUAAAAAUAAAUCUAGGAAAAUCUCUCCUUUAAAGCUGAUGGACUUUGGCUACACAGCAGUGCUUGCCUUCACUCCCCUGCCAGAGCUCAUCACUGACAAAAAGAGGUAGAUUAGAAAACAAGCUCAAUCUGCUUACAGGGGAACUGAGGAUCCCACUCCACCCAGCAGCCAGUAUCCCAGGACUGAAGGGAUCGCUAAGGAUUCUCCCUGGUUCUGGUGCAUGAAGAACAGUGUACAGCAUUCACUAAAGACACUAGAUGUGGUGUUACGUGCUUCUCUUUGCCAUGGUCUGGGCCAUUGGAUGGCUGCUAAGGGACAGGCAGAAGAUUUCAAGAUUCUCAAACAAACAUGUCUUUAUUACUGGCUGUGAUACUGGCUUUGGCAAUUUGCUGGCCAAGAGACUGAGCCGAAAGGGUUUCCAAGUCCUGGCCGGGUGUCUCACUCAAGCAGGGGCAGAUGACCUGCAGAAAGCUUGUCCUACUGGCCUUAAGUGCACUUUGCUGGAUGUUACCAGUCAGGAAAGUAUAAACAAGGCUGUGGAGUGGGUGAAGUCCGAGGUGGGAGAUAGAGGUCUCUAUGGGUUAGUUAACAAUGCUGGAAUUGCUAAUCCUAUUGGGCCCACUGAAUGGAUGACCAUACAGGACUACAAGAGAGUUAUGGACGUCAAUGCAUUUGGAACCAUUGCUGUCUCGCUGAGCUUCCUGUCACUGAUAAAGAAGGCACAAGGGCGCAUUAUAAAUAUGGCCAGCAUCCUUGGAAGGAUUUCAGCUAAUGGAGGAGGGUACUGUGUGUCCAAGUACGCGGUUGAGGCCUUCUCUGAUAGUUUAAGGCGGGACAUGCAGCACUUUGGCGUGAGAGUGUGUAUUAUUGAGCCUGGGUUCUUCAAGACAGCAGUGACCAACCUGGAUUCUAUUGAGCGCUCCCUGCAGCUACUCUGGGAUCAGAUGCCGCCUGAGACAAAGAUGACCUAUGGGGACAAGUACUUCCAACAAUACCUGAAAGUGCAGAGACUCAUCAUGAACUUCAUCUGUGAUGCGGAUAUCUCCAAAGUGCCCAAGUGUAUAGAACACGCCCUGCAAGCCCGAUACCCACGCACCAGAUACAGUCCAGGCUGGGAUGCCAAGCUGGUGUGGCUACCCGCCUCUUACAUGCCAGCCUUCAUUACAGAUGCUGUACUGGCUUUUGUACUUCCCAAACCAAAGCACAGCAUCCAUUAGCAAUUGUUACUUUUUAUACAUUUUCUUAUUAGGACUUUUAGAGAAGUGUAUAUACACCGCAAUAGUUUUUAUACUGUAAGUGCAUUACUAUGGAAAAGAAUAUCCCAUAACGCACAGUGAUAUCCUGCUGAAUGGUAUGCCGUGUUUCUAGGCAGCAGUCUUCCUUAAUUAAGGGAGCUCGGCAAUGCUAGCUGUCUAUUACAUGUGGUGCCAUAACAGAUUUAUCCAUUACCUCUAUGGACAUAUUUAUUAUUGUGGGGCAAGAUGCAGAGUGCAAAAAAACAGGCACAAAGCACAUUUUGUCUCAAAUAUUUAGAAUGAGAUUACAUAGGCUUGAGAUAUUUCUGUAGUGUGGAAUGAAUUAUAUCUCGCUGGUUCACUGACCAGUGUGCACUUUACUGGCACCAAAAUAUGAGAGUUGGAUAUGAUCACCCCAUGCAGCGUGGUGCGGCCUGCCCUGCAAAUCCACUAAAUGAUUGUUGUCCAAGCAGAACAGAUAGGCCAAAGUCUUAAAUACAGACAUUUCUCUAUAUUAAAGAAUGUAUUUAAAUGUUAA